Molecule: messenger RNA, 2310 nt
Organism: Bombus huntii
Lineage: Eukaryota; Metazoa; Arthropoda; Insecta; Hymenoptera; Apidae
Exons: 2
Coding region: 834-1931 (365 amino acids)
Molecular function (GO): nucleic acid binding; zinc ion binding
Source: RefSeq, a predicted model, not a curated record
GAACGACCGCCCAUCGCGCCGCCAACCGCCACCUCCAUCAAGAGGUGGUCCGAGAGGGUCUCCUCCGGGGAACCCUCCCAACCGGAAACACGGCGGGAUGCGGCAGGGUCGAGUGCGGCCGCCCAGUCCUGUACAUCGCGCCCCCUUCCGUUGGUCCUGCGGGAGCCCCACGCCGUUGAAUGGGCGUUGAAGUCCCCGAGGACCAGUGACGGGCAGGCGCCCAAACGCAACGCGCAAGCCGCGAGCCCGUCCAGGAAGGAGGCGUAUUCUGUGCGGCUGAUAUUAGGCGACACGUAGACGGCCACCACUGCCAGGUCGCUCCAUUUCACGGCCACAAAGCACCGUCCCCGCUCGAUCACCGAGCAGGAGGGGCUCCCCGCGAUCCCGGUCCAGAACACGGCGACCGAACCGAUCAGAUACCCAGCGCCUCGUGAUGCGUCGGGAAUGCUGUACGGCUCGGCAACUGCCGCCAGAGCAAUCCGCCGCUCCGUCAGGCUCUGGAACAUUAAGUUCUGAGCCCGGCGGGAGCGGUUAAGAUUGGCACUGCAGGAGCAGUUGUCCUCCUCCUAUUCUUCCGCUCAGGUCGGGGAAGGCUCCGUCUCCAUAGCCUCCUCUGGGCAGUUCCUCUCACAAUCGUUGUGUCCGACUUCUCUGUCUUCUCUUCUGUCCUUCAUGGGGUCAGUUGACGGCGGUAUCGUUUCCUUCCUCUUCACCGCGUCCUCGCCGUUGCCUGGAGUGGUCUUUGCUUUCUGUGCGGUCCUCCUCUUACGGGCAGGCGGUUUGCAUACCCCAUACGGUGCGACGCUACUACAGAACUAGGCUCCCUUAUUACUAUGGACGAAUCUGUUGCCGCGAGAGAUAGAACUUCCCCACCAUGCGUUCCAAUUCGAACAAAAGCAGACAACCAUCCCUCUUAUGAAGCCUGUCUACCGCAAUUCGCCUCUCCGAGCUUACGGGCUAAAGACGCGAUAGCAUGUAUUCCGCAAUUAAACGGCGAAGACGAUAUCGGAGUAGAAGAAUUCAUACGCGAAGUACGUGAAUUACGAGCCAUGUGUAGCGAACCCACGCUACUACUAAAAAUGAUCAAAAUCGGGAAAAUCACGGGUAAAGUCGCAAUGGCCAUCCGCAAUAUACCGAUAAACGAAUACGGACACCUGUACGAUGCCCUAAACGUAGCCACUCAAGAUUCCGUUAGAGAACAACAAGACCAGCUGCGCGAAACGAGACAGCGUCACGACGAAAGUGUGCAAAGUUAUAUCAUCAGGUUCCGCAGAGCACUCAAUAAGCUACAAUACAGUAUAACGAACGAAUACUGUGACGAAAUUACUAGACGAGCUAUGAACGACAGGAUUUUAAGAGACUCCGUAAUCGAUUUUAUUCGAGGCCUGAAAAGCGAAAUAGGACAAUUACUACUCGCCAAUCCACUAUACAAUAUUCUUGAAGCCGAAAAGAAAGCCACCAACAUCGAGCGAUUCUUCAGGGAAGAUCAAAAUCGACGAUCAAAACCAAUGGAACGAUUACGACUUCCUGAGCAGCAACGACUAACAACCAAUAAUCCCAAUCCAAUCAUUAGAAAACCAACUCCAACACCCAAUCCAAUGCCAAGAAGUUUCCGACAAACCGAACAAAUACCACUUGCCCAAAGGACACAAUUAAAAUGCUUCAAAUGCAAUCAGAUCGGACAUGUCUCCAGUCAAUGUAGAAAUUUUCGAACACCCAGCCAAUUUCCGAGACCACCAGCAGUCCACAAUCUCGAGACACACAAGGAAGAAAUAGAGAAACCAACACACCAGACUUACGAAUUAACGCCACAACAGGAAGACUACCCACAGUACUUUUACGAUCCGACGGACAACGACAUAAAUUCCUCAUUGACAGCGGAGCAGGAAUUAACAUACUCAAGCGAAGAUGCGUAUUACGACGAAAAAUAACAAAAGAACGAAAAUUCUCGAUGGGACACUCUAAAUUUAAAACGAACUUUUUAACGAACACGCCUUGAUAAAACUAUUUGGCAAAACUCUAGAAUUCUUUGUGGUAGAAGACAACUUUCCAAUUAUAGAAGACGGCAUACUCGGUUUACUAGCCCUAUCUAAAUUCAAAUUUGAACUCUCAAAUCAACAAUUAAAACUUGACAAUAAUAUACUUUUAUUGCAACAGGAAAACGACGUAUCUCCAAAACAAGCAGUGUCAAAAACAGUCUACCUGGAAGGAAAACCGACAACGAUAUGCUUUAUCAAUGGUAGUGAGUGCCCAGCCAAAAUGACUAAUUUUAUCGAAAAUUCAAACAUGUACGAUCAAGUCUCCACGUUU